GAUAGGAAGUAGCAGCAUUAUUGAUGGCUUCUAUGAACAUCACGAUGAUUACGGUUUUAACAAUUUCAGCUUUCAUGGUAAGCACUACUACGUUGACAGUAGUAAUGGCAUCAAGGGAACUGACAAGCAUGAACAAACCAACAACAAUAUGCAAAACAUUAGCAGUCCGGCUCAAUGGAGAAGCUGGUGAUGGUCUCGCCGAAUGCUGGAGUGCACUUUCUGAGGUACAUUCGUGUACAAAGGAGAUUAUUGUUUUCUUUCUUGAUCAUGGAGAAACAAACCUUGGUCUUGAAUGCUGCAGAGCUGUAAGUACCCUAUGUCAUGAUUGUUGGCCUUCAAUGCUUACAUCCUUGGGUUUUACAUCUGGAGAGAGUGGCAUUUUACGUGAUCACUGUGAUACGCCUUCCGUUCCCCCUCGGUCCACACCCACUUAUGUAGUUUCACCACCUCGCUCACACCCACGCCCACCAAUGCAGUUUCACCACCUCGGCCUUCACCCACUUAUGUGGCUUCGCCACCUCCGCCUUCACCCACCAAUUUGGUUUCACCACCUCAGACCACACCCAUCAAUGUGGUUUCACCUCCCCCGGCUGGAUGUCCUAAUUACACAGCUGCUGCGCAUCCUAAGGUGAUUGGAUAGAUUAGACGAUGAUAUUACUGAAAUAAUUAAAUGCUUGUAUUAUUAAGAGAGGUGUUUCAAUCAUGAGCUUAAGUCGUAGGAGUAAUUAUGUGGCCUUCAUUUAUGGUGUGUAUGACACUAUGACUAAUCAAAAAGAUUAUUAUGGUUUGCGUGUACUGUAUAAUGAUAUGCAUGCGUGUUUAUAAUAAGAGGUGUUUCAGUCAUGAGCUUAAGCCUUA
Messenger RNA from Papaver somniferum (opium poppy), 858 nucleotides. RefSeq names its product egg cell-secreted protein 1.2-like. The record is from RefSeq and is a predicted model, not a curated record. The transcript has a single exon. Lineage: Eukaryota; Viridiplantae; Streptophyta; Magnoliopsida; Ranunculales; Papaveraceae. The coding region runs from base 24 to 632 and encodes 202 amino acids. Gene Ontology annotation, biological process: double fertilization forming a zygote and endosperm.